AUGUCAUGUCAACAUGCCACGUCAUCAAAACUGACAAAUUAUCAUGACACGUCAGCAGGUAACCGAGUUAACCGGUCAAGUGGUCUGCUUUUAUUAAAGGUUGACUUUGAGAAGGCUUAUGACUCCUUAUAUUGGGAUUAUUUAUUGGAAAUCAUGUCUAUUAUGGGAUUUAGGUCUAAGUGGUGUCAGUGGAUUAAGGAGCUUUUGUCGACAGCUAGGGCUUCUGUGUUGAUUAAUGGUUCCCUAACUGAUGAAUUUCAAAUUCACCGUGGAUUGAGACAGGGUGAUCCGCUUUCGCCUUUUCUUUUUAUUCUGGCUAUGGAGGGUCUCCAUAUUACUUUGACGAGGGCCCGAGCUGCGAAUGCUUUUAGAGGGGUUUCUAUUUCUGGUACUGAGAAUUCUCAUCUCAUGUAUGCGGAUGAUGUGAUGCUGAUCACUCCUUAG
Messenger RNA from Lactuca sativa (garden lettuce), 444 nucleotides. RefSeq names its product secreted RxLR effector protein 78-like. NCBI's taxonomy places the organism in Eukaryota, Viridiplantae, Streptophyta, Magnoliopsida, Asterales, Asteraceae. The record is from RefSeq and is a predicted model, not a curated record.